This is a messenger RNA of Copidosoma floridanum, 1251 nucleotides long. RefSeq names its product major royal jelly protein 3-like. Lineage: Eukaryota; Metazoa; Arthropoda; Insecta; Hymenoptera; Encyrtidae. The record is from RefSeq and is a predicted model, not a curated record.
AUGUUGCUUAAGUGCGGGUUGAUGUUGAGUACCCUCUACUCCCUGUCUUUGGCCCAAGAGCUCUUCAACGUCCAAUUUGAGUGGAAGAACGGGACAAACUACACCUGGCCAUCUUAUGAAGAAUAUCAACAAGCUGUCAAGGACAAGUCCUAUGUGGCUGAUAGAAACUGGGUGAGGAGCGUUAAGUUUUGGAAGGAAAACAUGUAUUUGACCAUACACGGCUGGAACACAGGUGUACCAGUAACACUGGCCGUAACCCCAGCCACACCGGUAAAUGGCAACAAGUCACCAUUGCUCAAACCGUACCCUAACUGGGACAUGCAGAGACUUAGUGGUGACUGCUCGGACUUCCAGUCCAUCUGGAGUAUUGAGAUCGAUCCAAUGGGCAGAAUGUGGGUAGUGGACAGUGGAAACGAAUUAAUCACAAGAACCAACAGCGUUGAAUGUUCCCCGCGUUUGGUGAUCCUUGAUCUUGAAGACGAAGGCAAGGUACUCGUGAAUCACGUUUUCCCACCUAAAGUGGUGGGUCUGAAUAAACUCGUACUCGGUAACAUCGUGUUGGACCACACAAAUGGCGGCUUUGCUUAUAUUAGCUUCGAAAGAUAUGGACAUGGCUUGAUUGUCUUUUCGCUGCAGACCCUCACCUCAUGGAAGAUCAAGGUAGGUGGGCAUUCGAUCACUGAAAUGGCUUUAUCACCAGCAGAUGGAGAAAAUGGUCGGGUACUCUACUACGUGACUGAAUAUCCGCGUGAAGUAUAUGCUAUACCUACCCACGUGCUUCAGAGUCGGAACUUAAGCUCGAGCACCAGUCAAGAGGUCAAAAAGCUGAACUUGAAGAAAGACCUAUGGAGGGGCAUCACCGUAUCUAACACGGGUAUCAUCUUUCUUAGCACGGUCUAUCCUGUAUGCGUGUAUGAGUAUAGUCUAAAAAAUUCGUUCUCUUUUACAUUAAGAAAGAAGAUUGAAUAUGCUUUGAGCAAAGGCGAACGCUUGAAUUACCCGACCUUCGACGAAGAAGGUAAUCUCUGGUUUGUCAGAGCAUAUAAAAAUCAAAUCAUUGUAUUUCCAAAGACUGGAAUGAAAAGUUAUCAGUACUACGGAAACAGUACUGUAUCGCAAAGAUCUCGUGUAUCUGCUGGCGAGGCGAAAGACGAGCUAAUUUCGGCUGCAUCAAUAAUAAAACUUCGUACAUUGGAUAGACAGAAACAAAUUAGUGUUAAAGAAUGUCGCAACUUUUACAAACUAGAUUAG